Hevea brasiliensis (rubber tree) is the source of this 1162-nucleotide messenger RNA. Its product is annotated as WEB family protein At1g75720-like. The transcript has 2 exons. Bases 376 to 933 code for a protein of 185 amino acids. The record is from RefSeq and is a predicted model, not a curated record. NCBI's taxonomy places the organism in Eukaryota, Viridiplantae, Streptophyta, Magnoliopsida, Malpighiales, Euphorbiaceae.
UUGAUUUACUUUGCUCCACCUAGUUACAUCUCUACAUAUCUUUCUAGUUUGUGAAUUUGAUCAUAACUGACUUCCCUUAUUAGUUUUAUUCUUUAAAAUCGCAUUGUCCAUUCUAGGAAGACAAAUGCAAGUGCAAGAUUAAUUAAUGUCUUUAACAAGAAUGGAGAUUAGAUUAUUAGAUUCAUGGCUCUCCAUAUCUAGCAUUUGUAUCCACUUUUCAUAUUAAUUGCAUUAGUUCCUUCAGGAUCCUAACAGUUUUUGAUAUAUACUGCCACUAAGCUGAGUCGUAAUAGGUAAUUGCAUGUUGGGAAUUGCUUGUGUCAGAAUAAAAAAUUUUCUUAAGGGUUUUAAGAAUCUAUAUGUAUCUUGGCUUUAAUGAGGAAGAUGAAAACUCAUCUUGCAUGCACACCCCACAUGAAAUCUGUCAGAGACUACUUUGGGCGUUUGGAGAGGAUGAUGCAUGUUGGAGGAAUGGAAAAUGGGAAGAUUUCUUCCAAGCUUGGAACUGUGACAGCAGAGCUAGAAGAGACAAAACAGAGCCUUGAAAAAGCUAAAGAAGAAAGUAUGAUAAUGGCAAAUUGUCUUUCUUCUCUUAAGGAAGAGCUUGAAAGAACAAAGCGAGAACUCAAACAAUUGAAGGUACAUGAAGCAGAAAUGGAGCCUGAAAUUGAACAUGUGAAGGUUGUUGAAGAUUCAACAAAGUUUGAAGUGAAAAUUCAAUCUAAAGAAGAAGAAGAAGAAGAAGAAGGGAUUGACUUCCAAAAGAAGAGAUAUGUAACUUUCGCAAAUCCUCCUUCCCUAGCCCAUGUCAUAAUUCCAGCGCUUGAGAGACACCCUUCUCUUAGAAAGAAGAACAAGAAAAAGGCAUUGAUCCCUUUAAUAGGAGGGAUUUUCUCCAAGAAAAAAGCAAGCCAAAAACUCACUUCACCAUGAAUUCCAUCACAUCUUCAAGAUCCAACAAUGGAAUUAAUCUACGGAUAUGACAUAUAGCUCCUUUUUUUUUUCCUUACUUUUUGCCAGUUCUUUGUGUAAUUCUACCAAAACUGGGCUUGGAAUAUUGAGAUACUGUUGUAAUUGGGAUAAUGUUGCACUGUGAAGAAAUUAUGUAAUAAGAUAAAAUCAGAUUGGUUCCACAUUCGACUAUUGUGGGCCAGUGUCAUCA